Molecule: messenger RNA, 1540 nt
Organism: Pseudocercospora fijiensis CIRAD86
Lineage: Eukaryota; Fungi; Ascomycota; Dothideomycetes; Mycosphaerellales; Mycosphaerellaceae
Exons: 3
Coding region: 1-1068 (355 amino acids)
Source: RefSeq, a predicted model, not a curated record
AUGUCUACGCCACAAAUCUUGCUCACUGGUGCCACGGGUUACAUUGGGGGCAGUAUCCUCGCACUCUUGCUCGCUUCCAACGAACCGCUACUGAAGAGCGCGACAAUCACUUGCCUGGUGAGGGGAGAGAAUCGUGUUGCUGAGCUGAAAGCCGCGUAUGGAGACCGGAUAAAACCUGAGCUCUACAAAGACCUGGACGACAUAGAGCGCACAAUAGAAGUUGCGAGCCAGCAUGACAUCGUCAUCAACACCACUCUGGGUUAUCAUCCUCAAAGCGCUGCGGCUCUAGUGCAUGGGCUUGCGAAGCGCAAGGAGGAGACUGGCAAAGAAGUUUACCUCAUUCACACAUCGGGAACGUCCAAUUUGGCUGAUCGUCCAGUCACCAAGACAUUGGUAGAAGAUCGCGUCUUCGACGAUGCCAAGGACGAUAUUUACAGCUAUGAGAAGGAGCGAAAUGCUGCCGAUCCGUACGGACAGAGGACGAGUGAGCUCGGCGUAAUUGAUGCCGGCAUCGCGACAGCCGUCAAAACCCUGGUCAUCAUGAGUCCUACGAUAUAUGGCAUAGGUACUGGCAUGUUCAACACGAAGAGCAUUCAAGUACCUAUGUAUGUGAAAGCUGCCUUGGAACAUGGCCAGGCUGCAGUUGUUGGUUCUGGUGAAGGUGUCUGGGACAAUGUUCACGUCGAGGACUUGGCCGAACUGUAUAAGCUGAUCACCUUGAUGAUACUGGAAGGAAACGCUGCACAGAUUCCCUUUGGCACCAAAGGUAUCAUCUUCUCCGGUAAUGGUCGGCAUUCGUGGUUAGAGCUCGCUCAGGGCGUGGCCGAUGCGGCAUACGAUGCGGGCAGAAUCAAGACCAAGGAGGUCAAAUCGGUUGAUAUCGAAGAAGGCGCUCGCUUAUUGACUCAAUGGUUCGUACCAGGAGGUGAUCAGCAGCUUGUUGAAUUAGGCUUAAGCAGCAACUCGCGUACCGAGAGCAAUGUCGCCCGAAGGUUGGGCUGGCGUCCGUCGCGAGGUAAAGAGGCUUGGGAGCGAGGAUUCACUGAGGAAGUCGGACGGGCUGAUUGAGAGCCCGGGAAAGUGUCUUCGAAGUACGGCCUUAUGACUCUUGGCAUGCAUCCGGAGUCGGUCAAACAUCGACAUCGUCACAGAAAAUAAGUAUGGAAAGGCCAAAGACGAGGCUUGUUCUGCGCUGGCUCGAUUUGGAAAGUGCGCAGCGGAAGAGGUGCUGUGUAAGGCCACUGUGAAUUUGCUGUCAGCCAGCUCUCGUGACAAUGUGUGCGAAAUCUCAGGCAGGAGCUUGGAGCCGGUCAUAGACCGACGCUUGUGAUACACCAUAUGCACACUCGUGGAAUCGAUGGUCUCUAGGCUGGGACGGAGCGCCUUCAAUGCUGCCAAGGAUGGGCAUGAAAUGAAUGAAGUUCGGCAAGGAGUCAAGGACUGGUGAUGUCGUCGAUCUCGUAUUCGGCUCGUUCCGCAGCUGCAUGUUCUUCAGCAACACCUCUAGAUUUCAUCUUGUUACAACAAUGUUAUCGAUUUC